Messenger RNA from Actinia tenebrosa (Australian red waratah sea anemone), 3687 nucleotides. RefSeq names its product exonuclease mut-7 homolog. Gene Ontology annotation, biological process: nucleobase-containing compound metabolic process. Gene Ontology annotation, molecular function: 3'-5' exonuclease activity; nucleic acid binding. The record is from RefSeq and is a predicted model, not a curated record. Lineage: Eukaryota; Metazoa; Cnidaria; Anthozoa; Actiniaria; Actiniidae.
AGUUGUUCGCUGCACAUGUCUUUGCUAAACAUUUUUGUGAUCGGCCUUGUUCUGAUGUUAUUUUGAAUGCUUUGAAACUCAAYUACCCAUUGCGAUGAUAGUAUUCUUCCAGAUUAUUUUCUGUGCUUUGAAGGAAUUUCUAAACAAUGUGUUAUUUGAAGACAAUAAGGGGAACACUGGAAACAAGAAUGAAGAUUGCAAAGCGAGCAAUGAACAUGAGAAAACAUAUCAAGAAUCUGUUUACCUGCCAAGCAGCAUCAACAGUUGUGUUAAUGUUGCAAGUACUGUUGAUAACAGUAAUUGUGAGGCCAUGUACCUUGAAGUAUUAUCCUCAAAAAAUCCAUUAGUUCCAAAGGAAUUCCUAAAAAACUUUAAAAAGAAAUCCACUCAGUUGACAACUCCUUCUAAAACUGAAAAGUCUGAGUAUAAAACUCUCCUAAUGCAAGACAAAGACACAAGGAUUCAAGAUAGUAAGACGACUGUUCAAUGUGAUGAACCAAUAUCCUGGAACAAAAGUGACUCUUCAUAUUCAGAUUUUGAAGUCGAUGAAUCAGAUGCACUUUCAUCUACUCUGCAGCAAAGAUUAGAUAAUUGUUUAUCAGAACGAGACUGGCUUAAUGAAUUGCAAUACUUAUUUACAGCAGACUUAAAAGAUGAUCUUAGAAUAAUGUUGAGGAAGUCUUUUAGUGUGAGUAAAGAUCCGUUAAAUUUUGUUCKCUUCAUAAUGUCUAAUGCUGAACAUGAUCUCUUUUCUGGCAAGAAUUCUUUGACUCACGUCAUGUUGGUUGAAUUUGAAAGCUGGUUGGAGAGGCAGACUGAAGGAAAGAACCAACUAGAACUUCAAAAUUUAGGGCUGAUUCCCAGCCAAGAACAUCAGGAUAAUGCUUUGGAAAUUAUUGUCACCUCCAAGCUGUUAUUCUUUGAGCCAAUUAAGAGGAUCUUUAAACUGGAUUGCAGCAAUAAUGGUUUUCUUGAGAAGCAUAUUCGAUACUUGCUUCACACUGGAAAAAGAUAUAAAGAGGCAGCAACUUUUGUUUACAAGUUGAAUCUUCAGACCCACUUUGAGCCWACAGAGGUUUGUAUCAGUCAUCUUUUACUAGAUCAUCUAUUUACUUAUAGUUAUAUCAUGAGUUGUCCUUGGCAACAAAGAGCAUACCUCAGUAUGCUGGAUAAACUUUGUGGAAUGAAWGACGAUGAACUUCAGGAAAUUGUUGACUCUGCAAAUAUUUAUCCCAAACCUAAAGAAAACAAGCUGAAGAACAAGAUCAUAGUCAAGAUAGCUGAACGACUGGUUAAGAAGUUUCACUUAAAUGGAGAGGAUUUUCCAAAUGUGUACAAAGAAAAGAACUUCAACGGAUUACGAUAUUUACUGCAUAAGAAAUAUACAGAGAAAAACAAAUCAUCGAAGAAGUGGGACAAUCUAAUCGAGUCUGCUAUUGGUAAUAACUAUUGGCUUCAAGAAAGACUCAUUGAAGGUCUUGUAGACUAUGACGAUAUUGAAGAGGCUGUUAGAUGGACAAACUACUACAAACUCCCUCUGGAAACUGUUCCAUUUGUCGUUCAAGAAGCACUAAGAGAAUGGAAUGAUGUUGAGGUAUCUGAUGAGGAAGAGAACUGGGAGCUUGCUGAUGAAGACAAGYGCCAAGUGGUUACAGAUAGGCAACCUCCUCUAGAGGAAUUCCCUCAGAAUUCUGUAUUGCACCARUUUCCUCUUCCUUUUGAGAAAAUCAUUUUUAUUGACGAUGAAUGGGGUUUGACAGAGUGUCUGUCUGUUGUCAGCCAGUCGGAAAACAAAAUUUUCAAGUUCACUGUUUAUGGAAUGUCAUGGAGACGCYUUGAUGGAUACCACCAAAAUCUACUUUCAUGUCACGACGAAGAUUCCGCGAAUAUUGCUAAGAACGCACUACAAGAAGACGAACUGAGACCAUAUUCUAUUUCGUGUUUUGUAUCAUCACAGAAAGGAGCUGUUAUUGGUUUUGAUGCAGAGUGGAGACCAACCAUGUGUCGGGCAGAGAGUAACGACAAGUUAGCCAUUAUCCAGCUAGCAACUUGGACGCAUGUGUUCAUACUUGAUAUCAUCGCUUUGAUGAAGAGUGUUAGCUUUGAACAACUUCAGGAUUUCGGCCGAAAUGUUUUCUCAAACCCAAACGUCCUUAAACUAGGYUAUGGAUGUGAAUCAGAYUUCCAGGUUAUGAUGACAUCAUGCCCWCCGUUCAAAGACCCUUUGAGUCAAGUCAAGCGCUUUGUAGACAUCUGCCCUCUCAGCAAACAAGUGCUAAGCCUUCCUCAAAUYAAGAAAAAAAUAAACACCAUAAGAGAGAGGAAAGAUCUAAAAAGAUUCGAAAUGGAGAGAGGACUAAGUGAACUCGUCAUGCUUUGCUUGGGUAAACCGCUGGACAAAACGUACCAAGUGUCAGACUGGGAAGGAAGACCGCUUUUGCCAGAACAGUUGACGUACGCAGCCUUGGAUGCAUACUGUUUGUUAGAAGUCUAUUCAGUUCUUCAUGACUGGGUGCAAGAGAGCCGGGUGCAUGUCAAUAUGGAACCUGAGCUACACUUAUCGUCUCUUGGGUCAGCGGCUGGCAAGAAAARAGCAAGAAACUCAGCCCGUCCAAAACAUCGCAAACCAGGAKCUUUAGGAGAGCCGAUGUCUGGCCCAGUACGAGGAGGRGAGCCAAUAUCAGUACGAAGUCUUUCGGUCGUAGUCGACACUAUGCUACAAGGUCUGGGACGACAACUUAGGUGCUGUGGCGUAGAUGUYAAGAUCCUUAGUACUGGAACAACUCAUGAUGAGGCUGCUAAGAUAGCCAGAGAUGAAAAUAGAAUACUGCUCACAAGUGGUACACCUUACUACACUAUGAGAUCUCAAGUUCCUGAAGGGAUGUGUAUGUGUGUACCUGCCGGAACAGCUAAGGAACAAGUAGCAGAAGUAUUACGGUACUACAACGUCAGAGUAACACCUGAAGAUAUAUUUAGCCGCUGUCAGAUUUGUAACGGCAAUCAGUACAUCAAAGUUCUACCAGAGCAUAUAAAAGCUGCUUAUUUGAUCAUGGUCAACGGGAAUUACGAUGCAUUGRAAUAUUUACACCAUUCAUUAGACUGUCCAAUAGACUUUGAAACUCUCACGCUAAAAGCUUCAGGAAUACAGCUUAAGUUGGGUCUUCUUCAUGAAGAAAUAUGGAGCAGAAAAAUUGACUUGUUUUACGUCUGUGCCUCUUGUGGGAAAGUCUUCUGGGAAGGGUCACAUUUCAAGAAUGUUCUGGAGCAGUUUGCUCAUGUUUUGGAUGAAGGUGACGGACAAAGCCGCGGCAGAACGGUGUACAAUUCAUAGGUGCGCAAGAAUGUUUUUAAAAGCUUUAUGUGUAUAAGUYGUUGAUUAAGACGAGUUAAUGUUCAAAAAUAGAACCAGUGUGUUUACARAAGCUGAUCUCACACUGGACGUAUACACACAGUAGUCUUAUCCCACACUAAGAUACAAUGACGCGGACUACUUUUUCAUUAUCGUAGUGAUCAUUGCUGCUCGGGGGAAAUGGCUGUUAGCCCCCAUGCAAACUAAGUUUCAUUUUACGUUAUAUUCAUUCCAAGGCAUUUCCGACCUGCAAAUGGCAGGAAAACAACUGAUAAACCUCUGCUGUGUUAUAUUUUCGUUAUUAACAAUAAAAAAUACGUCAAGAUUUUAUUACUUUA